AUGCCAAUCAAGUGGACCUCAGAGUUGGAUGCCAUCCUUCUCCACGGCGUCUUUGAAGAAUGCAACAUCUCCUUCAACAAGAGCCUUUGUACCAAGAUCGCUGAGCGCGUUUCUGCCGCUGGCAUGGAAUGCACAGCCAAAGCUGUCGAGAACCGCUUGUACUCGUGGAAGAAGAAGAAUGUCUCCGGCCAGACCAACCUCAAUUCCGCCACCAACACGCCGUCCAAGUCCUCCGCUGCGAACACCCCAAAGUCCACUCCACGUCCCCGCGCCAAGGCCACUCCUCGCAAGAAGAAGCAAGUUUCCGAGGACGUCGACAGCGGUGGCCCUUCCGGGCUUAUCGAUGAUGAUGAGGUCCUGAGUCCCACCGCUGCGAGGGGCAAGCGCGGUAUGAGCGGCGGUGUAAAGAAGGAGGUUCAGUACAAGGAGAGUGAUGCGGAAGACGAGGGAGAGGUGGAGGAAGAUUAUGUUCCCAUGGCAAAGAGGGUCAAGGCUGAGCCGGUUGAGAAUGACGAGAUCUUCUGCAAUGACUUGGUCGAAGACGAGGUCUGA
Messenger RNA from Alternaria arborescens, 552 nucleotides. RefSeq lists its product as hypothetical. The coding region runs from base 1 to 552 and encodes 183 amino acids. The record is from RefSeq and is a predicted model, not a curated record. NCBI's taxonomy places the organism in Eukaryota, Fungi, Ascomycota, Dothideomycetes, Pleosporales, Pleosporaceae. The transcript is spliced from 3 exons.